Tupaia belangeri chinensis (Chinese tree shrew) is the source of this 1288-nucleotide messenger RNA. RefSeq names its product solute carrier family 25 member 44 (gene SLC25A44). Gene Ontology annotation, molecular function: branched-chain amino acid transmembrane transporter activity. The transcript has 4 exons. Gene Ontology annotation, cellular component: mitochondrion. Lineage: Eukaryota; Metazoa; Chordata; Mammalia; Scandentia; Tupaiidae. Gene Ontology annotation, biological process: branched-chain amino acid catabolic process; transmembrane transport; branched-chain amino acid transport. Bases 208 to 1152 code for a protein of 314 amino acids. The record is from RefSeq and is a predicted model, not a curated record.
CCCGCCCCUCGCAGGGGGCGGUAAUGACAGCAACCCCGUUUCCGGUUCCGGCGGAGCCCGGAGCCCAGCCGAGAUGGAGGAAGAUGCGAUCGGAGGACGGCAGUCCCUGGGAGUGGAGGACCGAGUGGGGGCUGCGGCCUAGAAGUCGGGGCUUGGAGUUCGCCUCUGGCUCGGUGGAACCGAGGUCUGCGAAGGUCUUCAGGCACCAUGGAGGACAAACGCAACAUCCAGAUCAUUGAGUGGGAGCACCUGGACAAGAAGAAGUUCUACGUGUUCGGUGUGGCGAUGACGAUGAUGAUCCGCGUCAGCAUCUACCCGUUCACGCUCAUCCGCACCCGGCUGCAGGUGCAAAAGGGCAAGAGCCUCUACAACGGGACCUUCGACGCCUUCAUCAAGAUCCUGCGCGCAGACGGCGUGACUGGCCUCUACCGAGGGUUCCUGGUCAACACCUUCACCCUCAUCUCCGGCCAGUGUUACGUCACCACGUACGAGCUCACCCGGAAGUUUGUAGCCGACUACAGCCAGAGCAACACUGUCAAAUCCCUGGUGGCCGGCGGCUCGGCCUCCCUCGUGGCCCAGAGCAUCACCGUGCCCUUCGAUGUCAUCUCGCAGCACCUGAUGAUGCAGCGUAAGGGCGAGAAGACGGGCCGCUUCCAGGUGCGGGCCAACGGAGAAGGACAAAGGGUGUUUGCCUUCGGCCAGUCCAGGGACAUCAUCAGGCAGAUCCUGCGGGCCGACGGGCUUCGGGGCUUCUACCGAGGCUACGUGGCUUCACUGCUUACCUACAUCCCCAACAGUGCUAUGUGGUGGCCCUUCUACCACUUCUACGCAGAGCAGCUCUCGUACCUGUGUCCUAAGGACUGCCCUCACAUCGUCCUUCAAGCCAUCUCGGGGCCCCUGGCUGCUGCCACUGCCACCAUCCUCACCAAUCCCAUGGAUGUUAUUCGAACUCGCGUGCAGGUGGAGGGGAAGAACUCCAUCAUCCUGACCUUCAGACAGCUGAUGGCAGAGGAGGGGCCCUGGGGCUUCAUGAAGGGCUUGUCAGCCAGAAUCAUCUCAACCACACCUUUCACCAUGGUCAUCGUGGUGGGCUAUGAGAGCCUCAAGAAACUCAGCCUGCGACCUGAGCUGGUGGACUCGAGGCACUGGUAAUCAGUGGUGGCCGAGGAGGCUGCCGUUUCCACGCUGCUCGGGGCGGGGCAGAGUGGGGAGGAACACUCCCUGCAGCUGUCCCCACUUACCCAGCCCUGCCCUGGGCCAGGUGGCCUGUCAGGGCCAGGGAUAGAGA